UGCCCUGCGCAGGCGCGGCCGCCCUCGGGCGUCCUCUACGGCGGGCGACCUAGGCCACCGGACGGAGUGGGAAGCAGGGCCAGCUCGUCCGAGAGGGAGGCCACCGUGCGUCGCCACCAUGCCGGACAGUUGGGACAAGGACGUGUACCCCGAGCCCCCGCGUCGUACGCCGGCGCCCUCGCCGCAGACCUCGCUGCCCAACCCCAUCACUUACUUGACGAAGGUCUUCGACUUCCUCGUGGACCGGCCCGUGACCCUCGUGAGAGAGUUUAUAGAGCAGCAGCAUGCGAAGAACAGGUACUACUACUACCACCGGGAGUUCCGCCGCGUGCCGGACAUCACUGAGUGCAAGGAAAAGGACGUUUUGUGCAUGUUUGAAGCAGAAAUGCAGUGGAGAAGAGACUACAAAGUUGAUCAAGAAAUCGUCAACAUUAUCCAGGAAAGACUGAAAGCCUGUCAGCAGAGGGAAGGUGAAAGCCACAGGCAGAACUGUGCCAAGGAGCUGGAGCAGUUUGCCCAGGUGGCCAAGGCCUACCAGGACCGCUAUCACGACCUGGGGGCCCAUUAUUCUGCCAGGAAGUGCCUGGCAAAACAGAAGCAGAGGAUGCUGGCAGAGAGAAAAGCUGCUAAAGAGGCCGCUGCUGCCUGAGGCAGCUCCUUGAGCCACCCCCUCACUUGACUGUCACUAAAAUAAAGAGUAUUAAAACGUG
Molecule: messenger RNA, 710 nt
Organism: Rhinolophus ferrumequinum (greater horseshoe bat)
Lineage: Eukaryota; Metazoa; Chordata; Mammalia; Chiroptera; Rhinolophidae
Gene: NDUFB10
Product: NADH:ubiquinone oxidoreductase subunit B10
Exons: 4
Coding region: 119-649 (176 amino acids)
Source: RefSeq, a predicted model, not a curated record